Molecule: messenger RNA, 2698 nt
Organism: Salarias fasciatus (jewelled blenny)
Lineage: Eukaryota; Metazoa; Chordata; Actinopteri; Blenniiformes; Blenniidae
Gene: slc33a2
Product: major facilitator superfamily domain containing 3
Exons: 5
Coding region: 1-1266 (421 amino acids)
Biological process (GO): transmembrane transport
Cellular component (GO): membrane
Molecular function (GO): transmembrane transporter activity
Source: RefSeq, a predicted model, not a curated record
AUGAAUGACAAACUGGUCUUCUUGGGCCUGCUGUACUUUGUCCAGGGCAUCCCCUACGGCCUCCAGUCGUCCCUGCUUCCUGUCUACCUGCGUGGAGCCGGCCACUCUCUCACCCGCAUUGGCUUCACCAAGAUCCUCUACUUCCCCUGGGUGCUCAAGGUCCUCUGGGCACCUUUGGUGGACCGAGUUGGUACCAAACGUCGCUGGCUGGUGGGCACGGUUUCCGGCCUGGCUCUGACAUGCCUCUCCAGCGCUGCCCUGGCUCCAGAUGCUCACAUCUGGGGGGUAGCCAGCACCCUGUUGGCCAUGAACACUCUGGCCUCUGUUCAGGAUAUUGCUGUGGACGGGGCUGCUGUGGGUCUGUUGAAAGGACGUGGGGAGUUGGGCCUGGGCAACACGGCCCAGGUUGUGGGCUACAAAGCCGGGUCGGUGUUUGCCGGAGGCGGCCUGCUGGCUGUGAUCGACGUGGCCGGAUGGAGCUGGAUGUUCAUGUUGCUGACCUUUGUGUAUGCAGGCGUAGCACUGUUUGUGUGGGGGGCCCCUGUGCUGGAUGAUGAGACCGUGAGGGGCCAGCAGGCAGAUGGCAGCAGGAGGGGAGGCCCCGGGUCGGAUGCGAUGAGGCCGUGGAGGAUAUGGAGAAAGCUCCUCUCGGUGCCUGGCACCCCUUGGACAGUCCUGUAUGUGCUCACAUACAAACUAGGUGAGCAGGGUGCAGUGACCAUGUUUCCUCUUUUCCUGCUGGAUCAUCACAUGACCGCCAGGGAGCUCGGAUUCUGGAACGGAGUCAUCGCCAUGGGCUUCUCCAUCUGCGGGUCAUCUCUCGGAGGCCUGCUGCUCGCUCAGUUCAGCAUCGGCGCCUUGAUGCGGCGCGUGUUUGUCAUGCGAACCGUCAGUAUGGUUUUCCAGAGUUCUCUGCUCACCGUGCUGGAACCAUCGCCGCUCAUGAAAGGUAUGGCCGUCCUGAGCAUGAGCGUCCAGCACUUCCUGGGUGGCCUGAUCACCACGCUCACCUUCACCACCAUGAUGCACUGCACUCAGAGGGCCGAGGAAAGCAUUCAGGCGACCCACUACAGUUUCCUGGCGACUCUGGAGGUGCUGGGGAAGCUGACGUUCAGCGCUCUGGCCGGCGGCGUGGUGGACUGGUUCGGCUUCCAGGUUGCCUUCCUCUUCUUCCUCACCCUCUCCGCCGCGACGGCCCUGCAUGUGUGGACGGCGACCUUCACCGGUGCUCUCAGGGAACACCAGCUCAAAGAGCAGCCCAAAUGAGACCGGCGUGUCAAAUCCUGAGCUAAAGCAGGCGCUAAAGGGAAUACAUAGAAUUUGACUUCUGGCAUUGAUACACACGGAAAGUUUCCAACUUCAGAACAUAAUUUCAGUACGUUAGAUCUUGAAUAAGUUGACUUUCAGCCAUUUUUAAGGAGAAUCAGCCAUGCUGUUAAGUACUUUGGUGCGGUGCGCUUUAGUUUUUUAAUCAAACUGCACGGUCAUUUCACUGGCACAACUGGCCUUACUUUUUAUUUCUGUUUGUUGUUUGAAAUCACAGGAAAAGUCUUAAACUGCAUCACAGCCUGGAGAAACUUGCAGUGUUGUUCAGUAAGGAUGAUCAGCAUGCUCUAUGAAGAGGUUUAGUGUGGGAGAGGGCAUGUAGUGACAGUCGGAACUAAAGGGAAUUUUUUAUUUUAAAUCAUCUGAGCCAUUUUAUUGUUGUUACAAGCCAGCAAUAAGAGCUAUAGCCAAAAGCAAUAUCACUACUCUGCUUGUUCUAUCAUACUGUACUGUACAUGAAAACUGCUCUUCAUUCUCCUGAGUUGUGUGGUUUACAGUGGUUUAAUGAUGAAUUCUCUACUACCUCGUAUCAGCUCUGUAUGGUACGACGCGCAGAUGGCAAAAGUACCGUCACAGCAGCAGCAGGGUAGAGUUCGCACUCAUUCAUGACCAACAGUGUCGACGCAUCCGCCGUUUCCUCAGACGAAGCAAGUCCGCACUUACCGCACUUACAAACGCAGUUCAUUUCACGAACGCAAACCUUUUAUUCUAUUUAUACAGCCACUUAUUGAAUAUUUAGAUCUGCUUCCCUUGGUAAUUGAACAGGUUAGCCUUGACCUUUUAGCUGACCUCUCGUAGGAAACCUCAGCCUUACUCACUGCAUGGUGCCAUCUCGUCUCAGUUUUUGAGUCUCACUCAUCAAUAGUUAACUGAAAAAACUUGAAUGACCAACGUCACUGGGAAAUUGCGGCUCAUGAUAGCAUUGUAUUACUUUUGCGUUUCAUAUUUAAGAAUAUGCAUAAUGCACAAAUAUAUGUACUAUAAAUGACACUGUAACUCUCCUCUGUACUGUAUCCUAUAGAUCAUUUUCUCCUGGCGUGAAGUAUUAAUGAAACAGCAAUGUAGAAUGUUUUUUUUUUCUUCAAGGCUCUGUAAGAAUUAGAGUUAUAUCCAUGUAGCUGAAUGUAUUUAUAGGAACUGAAGUCUUAUAAUUGAUCAUUGAUGGGCAACAGGCAGAAAAGGCAGGUCUGCAGAUACAGCAGAAUAAAAGAGCAGAUCAUCGACCGACGCGCCACAUCAACGAAGGUUUCCUCCCGUAGCCACGUCCUCCGUCAUGUCCUGACCUGAACAGUGCGCCAUGCAAAGCACAUCUCUCGUCUCUCAGCUACGGUCUUGCCUGAAAUUUGCACAAAAAUAAACGCUGCUGAGUGAA